Messenger RNA from Pan troglodytes (chimpanzee), 5602 nucleotides. It is a transcript of the gene CFAP418, whose product is annotated as cilia and flagella associated protein 418. The transcript has 6 exons. Gene Ontology annotation, cellular component: cytosol. The coding region runs from base 196 to 1158 and encodes 320 amino acids. The record is from RefSeq and is a predicted model, not a curated record. Lineage: Eukaryota; Metazoa; Chordata; Mammalia; Primates; Hominidae.
UGGUUAAGGCGAUGGACUAGAAAUCCAUUGGGGUCUCCCCGCGCAGGUUCGAAUCCUGCCGACUACGGGAAUGUCAGCUUUUUGCCGUCAACACUUACUUUUUGUGUUUUAGAGCGUUCUGCUCAAACCUUCCACAGAUUUCAGGAAUUUACAAACGGCUGAAACACAACAGGGACCCAAACGGGAGAGGAGAGAAUGAAGGGGCGAGAAUGCGUGCUUGUGGUUACAACGUGGGCCCGGGAGGGGGAGACGGGAGGAACCACGCCAGACAUGCUGAAAAGAAGAAACGCAAAGCAUCGCGAGUCACACAGACACACUGCAGAGACAGCUCCGAACUCUGUCCCUGCAUACGCCCGCCCCUCACGAACCCACCGCGUUCUCUGCCGCGAGCCCUCGUGGGCGCCGGGUUGCCACGGGAAGCGGUGCGCAUGCUCGGGGACGCCUAACGGGGCGGGAGCCCGCCAGGUCCCCGCGUUACCCCUGGAAACCACCGGAGCCUUGGCGAUUGGAGGGGAAAAGGCCAGGCGAUUCAAGAUGGCGGAGGACCUGGACGAGCUCUUGGAUGAAGUCGAGUCCAAGUUUUGCACACCUGACCUUCUAAGACGGGGCAUGGUCGAGCAGCCCAAAGGCUGCGGCGGCGGCACCCACAGUAGCGACCGGAACCAAGCCAAGGCGAAAGAGACUCUCAGAUCAACAGAAACAUUUAAAAAAGAAGAUGAUCUUGACAGUCUUAUUAAUGAAAUAUUUGAAGAGCCCAACUUGGACAAAAAACCCUCUAAAUUAAAAUCUAAAUCUUCAGGUAACACAUCUGUCAGAGCUUCCAUUGAAGGCCUUGGUAAAAGUUGCAGUCCGGUGUACCUUGGUGGAAGCUCUAUUCCAUGUGGGAUUGGAACAAAUAUUUCAUGGAGAGCAUGUGACCAUCUGCGUUGUAUAGCCUGUGAUUUCUUGGUAGUCAGCUAUGAUGACUAUAUGUGGGACAAAUCGUGUGAUUAUCUGUUUUUCAGGAACAACAUGCCAGAAUUUCACAAAUUAAAAGCAAAGUUGAUAAAGAAGAAAGGAACACGGGCAUAUGCCUGCCAGUGUAGCUGGAGAACUAUUGAAGAAGUGACUGACCUUCAGACAGAUCAUCAGCUUCGCUGGGUUUGUGGUAAACAUUAAGAAUGCAGACUGCACAUUCGGACAGAUGCAUCCAUGAGAGUGGUCUCCAUGAAUCAUCAUCAUGUUUAGACAAUAGUCCCUAGCAAUACCAUUCCCUGUGGGAAAAGGCAGUGAAUUUUAUUGAUAAAACUACAUACAUUUUUGAAGACCAAAUGGACUAAGGAAGAUCAUGUAUUAUAACACUUUGGAAUUAUUCCUGAUAUAUGGAUGUUUCACUUAGUAACAGGCAUCUACAUUCUUUACUAAUCUGUCUUCUGUUUAAUAGAGGUUUGAUUAUGGAGUUCCAUACAAAUAUCUAGUUUUUCAUUAGCAACUGCAAUAUUGAUUGCUAAUACGUUUAGCAAAUCAUUCCCCCAACUUGUAGCAGUUAAAGUGGAUAAAGCCGGCCAGGGCAAAGAGGUCAUUUAGGGGUGUCUACAACACUUCUUCCAGUCAGAUCUUUUGUUGCCAAAGAUCAUAAUUUGGACAUGGCAGAAACCAGGUGAUCAGUGGCUGACUGAAGGGUGUUCAGAAGUAGUUACAGGUAUUUUGCAAAAACACUGCCUCAUAGCUGAUCUUACCUCAUCAACUCAAAGCAAUGUUAUGCACAAUAUUAAAUACAUGUUACCAGUUUUAGCUUAUUUUUCCCUCUUUUGUUCAUUUAACUAUCAAAAGUUAUUUUCUAUUUUGAUUACCCAAUAAUAUAUAAAAAGAGUUUGAUGCACCCAAAAUCACAAAAAUCCUAAUACAUACAGGUUAUUGUUGGAUUUUCCAAGUACUUUCUAUCCUUUAAUGCCUAAAACUCCAUCAAGUGAAGUAAACAGCAAGUAAUAUAAUUUUUCAGGCAGCCUGUGGACUUCUCUGGUAGGAUCAGGUUGACAUAUCGUUUAUUAGGUGAGUAAGUGAAAAGACAAGUAAAGCAUAACUGAACCAACAGGUAACCUGUUGGGCUCCUUCCUGACAUCACUGAGAUCUGAGGAGCCCUACAAUAGCAGCACAUUCAGGAAAUCAGGUCCCUCAAAAUUUCUAGCUCCUAACCCCAUUGAGAGAUUUUGGGAGCUUUCCAAUCUGCCACAAACUCCCUGCUACAUAUGUACUAUAUAGUUCAAAUGUGUGAUACAGAGCACCCUGAAAGGGAAUAAUUGAAACAAAGUUAUAAUCUUCUUAGUCUUAUGCUAAAUUUAUUCCAGCCACCCUACUGAAGGGAGGAAGAUCUGAUCAUUAGAAUCCUUUUCCUAGCCAUGACACAUUUACAUACUUGUAAAAUUUAUUGUAGUAAGUCUAGCAUUGCAACAGAAUAGAUCUUAUAAUGGCCAAUCCUCACACUUUUGUAUUAAGGAUAUUAUGACAGACUAAGCAUGGUAGCUCACGCCUGUAAUCCCAGCACUUUGGGAGGCUGAGGCAGGCAGAUCAGCUGAGGUCAGGAGUUCAAGACCAGCCUGGCCAACAUGAUAAAACACCAUCUCUACUAAAAAUACAAAAAUUAGCUGGGCGCGGUGGUGCAUGCCUGUAAUCCCAACUACUCGGGAGGCCGAGGCAGGAAAAUUUAUUGAACCUGGGAGGCAGAGGUUGUAGUGAGCCAAGGUCGCGCCACUGCGCUCCAGCCUGGACAACACAGUGAGACUCUGUCUCAAAAAAAAAAAAAAAGACAUUAUGACAGAUUUUAUCUUUUAAUAAAAAUGUAUUAUAUCCCUAAAGUUAUAUCUAUAUGUAAUUGAGUCAGAAACCUAGGGGGAUGUCGAUUGAAGUCGACUGCUGGAAAAAAAUAGCAGAGCAACAAGAUCCACACAUUUAGAACCUCAUAGAAUUUGACACAUUAUUCAUAAUGGUGCAAUUCUUUUUUAUUCCAGUAAGCAAAUUUACUAAAUCACUAAUUUGAAAAAAAAAAUUUUUUUUUUGAGAUAGAGUGUCACUCUGUUGCCGGGCUGGAGUGCAGUGGCACGAUCUCUGCUCAUUGCAACCUCCGCCUCGCAGCUUCAAGUGAUUGUCCUGCCUCAGCCUCCCCAGUAGCUGGGAUUACAGGCACACACCACCACGCCCAGCUAAUUUUUGUAUUUUUAAUAGAGACAGGGUUUCACCAUGUUGGCCAGAAUGAUGUCGAUCUCCUGAACUCGUGAUCCGCCCGCCUCAGCCUCCCAAAGUAGCCUACAUUGCCUCUACUUUGAAGGGACAAAGUUGUCCUGGUUUUUUUUUCCCUUUUAUUAUUUCAUUAUAACUAUCCUAAAACUUACAUACAUUGCCUAUGUUUGGCAUUCCAUAACAUAAUAAUUAUAAUAAUCCCCCAAUGUCAGAAAUGUAUGUGUGAGUUCCCAUGUUUAUUGGCAAUUUAUAAGCUUUUUAAUAUUGUACUAUUUUAAACUAAAAUGUAGAAAGAAUAUUAUGUUUAUAUACAGUCAGAUAAAUUAUUAACUGUUGUAAUUUAAGCUGAAAAUGAAACUAUUUUAGUAUCAGUAUAGAAGAAAAGUAUAGUUUCUACUCAUCUAUAAUUUUAAAAUGCAAAGCCUAUAAAACUUUCAAGAUGUUUUGCCUAUUUGUUUUUAAGAUUUAUAAUAAUUUUCUAUCUUUAGCAAGUAGCUAUUUUUAAGCCAGGUAACUUCUUUAUUUGAACUGUAUUAUACUCUCAGACCCUCAUCCUGCCUAGAAAUGAAUAAGUAAUAAAUAAUUACUCUGUAUUAUUUACUUCUUUUAUUUUAUAGUAAAAUAUUCAUUUGGAUGGACAUUAAUUUGAAAUCAUUUUGAUGUUUUUUUUCUUUUGAGACAGAGUCUCUCUCUGUUGCCCAGACUAGAGUGCAGUGGUGCAAUCAUAGCUCACUGCUUCCUUGAACUCCUGAGCUAAAGCGAUCCUCCCACCUCAGCCUCCCAAAGUGCUGGGAUUACAGGUGUGAAGCACCAUGCCCAGUCAAAAAAAAUUUUUUUAAUGUCAACAGAAAAGUUUCCAAGCAUCCAGUUAAACAGAUAAUUUGUCUACACUGGGGAGGAGAAGUAUGCCAUAACUCUGAUGUGUGUGUGUGUGUGUGUGUGUGUGUGUGUGUGUGUAUGUAUACAUGCAUGUGUAAAGAGAGUAUGUGUGUGCAUGCAUGUGUAAAGUACCAUGGGUAUUCAAAGGAACAGGUCCAGGUUUAGGAAGAACAGGCCAUGCUGACUUUGCGGUGUAUACCUAGAACCUGUUCGUUGAUGUCAGUAAACUUAGUAACUUUUUUUCUUAGGCCAGAGAAUAUGUCAUCAGACUAUGAAUCUGAAUUGCUUUCUCUCUUUUUCUUACUGAUAUUUAAGAAUAUGAAAGAAAAAGGUCUUUGUAUCCAAAAGCAUUGUGAUGAAGCUUAGCCAUGAAUUUCAAAUGCUGAUAUUUCUAAUGUUUUAACAAAAUCUCCAUCAGCCAACCUAAUGCUCCCAGUAAUCAGCAAUAUCUCUUGUAUAAAAUAGUUCCUGAAAGAAAAAAUUUAAAAUACGCAAUCUCUUUAGAGAUUUCAUAUCUUAUUGUAUUUUAUUGGGUUUGUGACAUCAUUUUGUGCCCUAUUUUAAGAAUGCACUAGAAAAACCAAAAAAGAAAAAAGAUUGCAUUAGAUAUGUAUAUAUACAAGUACAUGAUAAUUAAAUUUGACUUUCCCCAAAUGCCUUGAGAUAAGGGAUGACCAAAUGAAGUUUAACAAAGUCAGAGUUCAGAGUCGUGUCCCUUAGAAAGUCACAUGACAUUUUGGGCUUCGUUCGCCUUAACUAUAUGAAUUAUAAUACCACUUUUGUAAGUUUGUUGUAAGGAUUAAAUCAUAUAACACAUGAAAAGUGACUAGCAUAGUGUUUGGUUCAGAAUAGGUGCUUAAUAAAUGUUCUCAUUCUUUUGUUAUUAUUAUACUUUAAGUACUGGGAUACAUGUGCAGAAUGUGCAGGUUACGUGCAGGUUUGUUAAAUAAUUAUACACAUGCCAGGGUGGUUUGCUGCACCCAUCAACCUGUCAUCUGUGUUAGGUAUUUCUCCUAAUGCUAUCCCUCCCCUAGCCCCCUAGCCCCCAACCAGCCUCUGGUGUGUAAUGUUCCCCUCCCUGUGUCCAUGUGUUCUCAUUGUUCAACUCCCACUUAUGAGUGAGAACAUGCAGUGUUUGGUUUUCUGUUCCUGUGUUAGUUUGCUGAGAUGGUUUCCAGCUUCAUCCAUGUCCCUGCAAAGGACAUGAACUCAUCCUUUUUUAUGGCUGCAUAGUAUUCCAUGGUGUAUAUGUGCCACAUUUUCUUUAUCCAGUCUAUCAUUAAUGGGCAUUUGGGUUGGUUCCCAGUCUUUGUUAUUGUGAAUAGUACUGCAGUAAACAUACGUGUGCAUGUGUCUUUAUAGUAGAAUGAUUUAUAAUCCUUUGGGUAUAUACCCAGUAAUGGGAUUGAACUUCUGGUUCUAGAUCCUUGAGGAAUCACCACACUGUCUUCCACAAUGGUUUGUUCUCAUUCUUUUUCCUUUUAAAAUAAAUACUGUCUAAAUUGAA